AUGUCAAAAACACCUCGCUCUGAUGAUCACUCACCGACGUCUGGGGCUACAGCAGCAGUCACUCAGUCUUGCCAUGGACGGGAGGCAGAGAACGGUAGUCCUUCGCAGGGCCGACUGCUCAACGCCUCCUCGCCUAUCACCUACCUCUAUCUGACAUUCGACACUCCUCUACCGCCGCCAAAUACGACCCAUGCGUACGCCUCGCCUACUACAGAUGCUCCAGCUCAGCCGAACCUCCUCCGUUAUACAAACCCAACAAAGUGGCCCACCCAUCGCAAGGCCUACCAUAUGGUCCUCUGCUGUAUCGCCACCCUAAUGACGGCAUAUUGCGCCGGCUCGUAUUCGCCGCCGACAGCCAUCAUGGAAGCCCACUUUCAUGCCUCCAGAACAGCUGUCUUGACUGGAAUAACGACCUUCUGUGUGGGGUUCGCUCUGGCACCUAUGGUUCUCGCACCAUUCAGCGAGAUCAAUGGCCGCUAUCCUGUUUUUUCCCUCUCGGGCGUAGUGUUUGUAGUGUUCCAAAUCGCGUGCGGAUUCGUCACAAACCUGGCUGGAAUGCUAGCUUGCCGCUUCCUGGUCGGAGUUGGUGGCAGUGUCUUCAGCACAAUGAUUGGGGGAAUCAUUGCUGACCUGUGGGAGAAGGAAGGAAGGAACACACCGAUGGCUGUGUUUAGUGGCUCAGUUCUUGUGGGUACCGGGCUGGGUCCUCUGGUGGCGUCAGUGAUGACCUCUCGUCUCGCAGAUAAUGGAGAAGCAUGGAGGUGGGUCUUCUGGCACCAAGCUAUUGUAGGUGCGGUGCUGGUGACUCUUAUUGCUAUACUGUUCAAGGAGAGCAGGGGCAGUAUAGUUCUCAGCCGCAAGGCUAAGGCCUUGAACCGUUGGUAUGAGGCCAGGGAAGAAGCCGGGUACUAUGGCGUCUGGUUGUCUGAGUCGGAACCAGCGUCUAUUGUCGAGGGGAUGGCAAGUGACAGCGGCAACACAGCAGACUCGACAGGACCAGAAGACGAAGAGAAGAGAACGGCGGCAGCCCCCACAAUCUCGACCACGGUGCGUCUUCGUUGGCUCGUCAAGUCCGAUAGUGAGCGUGGAAGUGUCGGCCGCAUGAUAUCCAUCUCGUUGUAUCGACCAUUUCAUUUACUCUGCAACGAGCCAGUUGUCUUUUGGUUCUCGGCUUGGGUAUCCUUCGCAUGGGCUGUCCUCUACCUGACGUUCUCAUCGGUCCCAUAUGUCUUCAGGACAGUGUAUGGAUGGGACGCUGAAAGCACUGGCUACGUGUUUGCAGCCAUCAUGAUCGGCGGGAUACUAUCGACAGUAAUUGGCAUCUUGCAGGACGAUCUGCUGAAGCACCCGCAGUGGAGGGCCGAGAAUUGGGUUUCUGACGACUCGUCCAGCGAACAGGGAAAUCGGCGUCCGAGGGCGGCGACGGCGACGGCCAGAUUCUACGCCAUCUUGAGACGCCACUUCCCCGUCGAGGCUCCCGAGUCCCGCCUCUACUUCACCUGCCUCUCCGCAACGCUGCUUCCUCUUGGGCUGUUCAUCUUCGGUUUCACCUCUAAGGAGACUGUCCACUGGAUCUCCCCAGCAAUCGCACUUUGCCUCGCUAGCAUGGGCAUCUACAGUGUGUAUCUCGCAACCUUCAAUUAUCUCGCCGACGUUUACGGUAACUACUCAUCCUCCGCCAUGGCUGCACAGUCGGCUUGUCGCAAUCUUCUGGGUGGUGUGUUCCCCUUGGUGACACUGCCUCUGUUUGAGAAUCUGGGGAUCGCGAGAGCUGGUGCACUACUUGGUGGCAUCGCGCUCGGGCUCACAACAGUGCCGUGGGUACUUGUAUUCUUUGGGAGCAGAAUCAGAGCGAGGAGUUCAAUUGCAGUACAUCUAGAGAAGAUGUCUUGA
Diaporthe amygdali is the source of this 1893-nucleotide messenger RNA. RefSeq lists its product as uncharacterized. The transcript has 2 exons. Lineage: Eukaryota; Fungi; Ascomycota; Sordariomycetes; Diaporthales; Diaporthaceae. Gene Ontology annotation, biological process: transmembrane transport. Bases 1 to 1893 code for a protein of 630 amino acids. The record is from RefSeq and is a predicted model, not a curated record. Gene Ontology annotation, molecular function: transmembrane transporter activity.